This is a messenger RNA of Fusarium verticillioides 7600, 4533 nucleotides long. Its product is annotated as UTP-glucose-1-phosphate uridylyltransferase. The record is from RefSeq and is a predicted model, not a curated record. Gene Ontology annotation, cellular component: cytoplasm. The transcript has 5 exons. Bases 2109 to 3581 code for a protein of 490 amino acids. Gene Ontology annotation, molecular function: UTP:glucose-1-phosphate uridylyltransferase activity. Gene Ontology annotation, biological process: UDP-alpha-D-glucose metabolic process; glycogen metabolic process. Lineage: Eukaryota; Fungi; Ascomycota; Sordariomycetes; Hypocreales; Nectriaceae.
UACAUAACAAUCACAACGCUGACUCUCUCUUCAACCUUGUAAGCAAGAAUAGGCAUCUUGCAUGGAGAUCGACCGAUGUAAAGAUAGCGUCAAGACUAGCCGUGAUCAACCUCGUUGCAUCCACUUCUGCUCAUUUCGACUGGGCCCAAGCCUGUGAGGAUCCAAUAAAACAGCCAAUUACAGAGCCGAGAUACUUGCUGUGUCUGGGCGUGAGCUUCGGGAGCUUUGGCCCGUUCCUCAUCUUCAACUCUGGUUCACCGUAAAAGGAGCUUUGGACCCUGGGGCAUAAGCAAUAUCAAUCACCUUGUUUGUGUUGCUGAACCAAGGCAAAUGGACGCCCCAAAAGAAUCAGAAAUUCACUCAGAGUCAGGUGUAAUGAGCGGUUUGUUUGCAUUCGGGAGGCAAAUAGUAGGAUCUUAAUGAGGGAUAUCAUGAUGGUGGCGGCACACCAAGAAAAAUCAACCAUGAUACCACCCAAUCUCAAUCAAGGUUGCCUGUUUCCCUUAUUCUUAUUCUCAUUCUCGGCUACCCGCUUGUCUGUGCAUUGUGUCUGUACAUACCUACGUAUUCAACUGACUGCAACAUCAUAUCUGCAAAGGACCGAUCUCGAACAUUCAGCCAUCAUGGAGCAAGUAUAGAGGAGGAUGCUAAAAUAAACUCAGUGAAGACCCCCCUAGGUUUAGCCUAGAGGUACCUGUCAUUUUUAUCAUUACGGAUAGAGGCUCCCCUAGCCAGUCUCACCAACUUGGCCCGUUGAGUGCUAAUAAUACCAGCGGUAAAUGGAUACUCCAUACCUUUCAAGAAGAAAUGGGAAACAAGAUACCGGGGAUCCUGGCUGGUUGGCCCGCCGCAAGCCUACAAGGUGAGAGAUCGCUGGUGCAAGUGGUGAAGUGGUGGGGUUUAAUCCCCGUGGUAUGGGUAUCGUGAAGGGGAGACGAAGGCACUAUUGAGCCUCGUCUCAUCUUCACCGCAAGCCAUCAACCACAACUAGGUAGUCGGUAAGGAUGAACAGGGACGGGUUAGUUACCAGAGCAUGGGAAAAAGCCUCCAUUCCCCAACGGCCAGGGAAGAAAAAACAAAACACAUGGAUGGGAGCUGAGAUAGCCUAGACCAGGUAAGGUACCUAGGUGCAGUACGGUAUCUCGAGUAUCACCGAGUUAGUAGACGGUCUAUCUGCUCGACCAUUGCGAGCUGAGUUGUCACCGCAAGUCUAGGAAUCUCGCCUCCUAUGUUACCCAACCUUUACUAAAUCUGCACCAACAAAAAGAGAGGAAAUUGCUGGAAAAGGACAAGAAGCAGAAUCAGUUGAGAGUGCAAGACAGAAAAGAAGAAGAAGAAAAAAAAAACACCCAAAUCGACUCGACGUCACUGCUACACCUCAGAUUGCAGAAAAAGUGUCAAUAGUUCUAGACUGCUGUUGUUGUUCGGCUUCUUUUGUCCGCCUAAGAAAAAAGCUCCCUCGCCACCCCCACCAAGUCUACAAGCAACAGCUGCAAGCCCGGCAUCACCGCCCCGCAUCUAACUCUACUCUGGCGCGCUGUUGCUGGUGCUGGUGCUGGUGCUGGCCUCCCCUUUCCCUCUCGCUCCCGUUCGUUUAUUAGCUGCUUGACCUGCUUGACCUGGUUACCUUGAUUCAUUCCUCUCCUCUCUCUCUCUCUCUCCCCAUUAACAACUUCUUGAUCCUUCUCCUCAUUCUGCAUCCCCCCCCAAAGGCUAUCUAUCUACUCCCUCCCGUUGGCUUCCAUCGUGCUACUCUAAUUCCACCUUAUUAAUAUUCUCCACGAUUCGACCGACUGACUCCGUUCGCAAUGGCCAGUGCUAUCAAGAGUGCGCUGCCUACCCACCUCAAGCCCAACAGCGGCGAUGACCAGGGCAAUGAGCGUCGUCAUGGCAAGACGCGCAGUCACAUGGCACUUGACAUGGCUGCAAACAGGCUCGCGCUUCCACAUCUCUUCACAUCUGCCAGAUGGACUUGGUUACGGCUCGCGCAUUCACUCGAAGCUUGAUGGCUUUAAAGUUCCCCGAUGAGGUUGCGAAGCUUCGUCCUUCUCUCUUCCUAACACACAGCCUGCAUCAUAUUUUUUUACCAUAAACAAUACUAACCCAUCAUGCUCCAGGCUUUCGAGAACACCUCCACCAACGUCGCUGCUGCUCAGAUGCGAAAUGCUCUGACCAACCUCGCCGAGACCGUCAAGGAUCCCGAACAAAAGAAGUUGUUCGAGACUGAGAUGGACAAUUUCUUCGCCCUUUUCCGACGAUACCUUAACGACAAGGCCAAGGGCAACGCCGUAGACUGGGAUCGCAUUGCCCCUCCCGCUCAGGGUCAGGUCGUUGAUUACGAGGAUCUGGCCAACACCGAGUCUGUCCAGUUCCUCAACAAGCUGGCUGUUCUCAAGCUCAAUGGCGGUCUAGGAACCUCCAUGGGCUGCGUCGGCCCCAAGUCCGUUAUUGAAGUCCGUGACGGCAUGUCCUUCCUCGAUCUUUCCGUCCGACAGAUUGAGUACCUCAACCGUACCUACGAUGUUAACGUCCCUUUCAUUCUCAUGAACUCGUUCAACACAAAUGACGACACUGCGGCCAUCAUCAAGAAGUACGAGGGCCACAACGUCGAUAUCCUUACCUUCAACCAGUCUCGAUAUCCCAGAGUGUACAAGGACUCUCUCCUCCCCGUCCCCAAGCACAACGACUCUCCCAUCAACGAGUGGUACCCCCCCGGCCACGGUGACGUUUUCGAGUCUCUUUACAACUCUGGCAUUCUCGACAAGCUUCUCGAGCGAGGCAUCGAGAUCAUCUUCCUUUCCAACGUCGACAACCUGGGCGCCGUCGUCGACCUUCGCAUCCUCCAGCACAUGAUGGAGACAAACGCUGAGUACAUCAUGGAGCUCACCAACAAGACCAAGGCCGACGUCAAGGGUGGUACAAUCAUCGACUACGAGGGCUCAGUCCGCCUACUCGAAAUUGCCCAGGUACCCAAGGAGCAUGUCAACGAGUUCAAGUCCAUCAAGAAGUUCAAGUACUUCAACACCAACAACAUUUGGCUCAACCUCAAGGCCAUCAAGCGUGUGGUAGAGAACGACGAACUCGAGAUGGAGAUUAUCCCCAAUGGCAAGACCAUUCCUGGUGACAAGAAGGGCGAGUCCGAUAUUUCUAUCAUCCAGCUUGAGACCGCUGUCGGUGCGGCUAUCCGUCAUUUCAACAACGCUCACGGUGUCAACGUUCCCCGUCGACGAUUCUUGCCCGUCAAGACCUGUUCCGACUUGAUGCUCGUCAAGUCUGACCUUUACACAUUGAAGCACGGCCAACUCCAAAUGAGCGCCGCUCGCUUCGGUGACGCGCCCCUGAUCAAGCUUGGUGGUGACUUCAAGAAGGUCUCAGACUUCCAGAAGCGAAUCCCCUCCAUUCCUAAGGUGCUGGAGCUGGAUCACCUCACUAUCACCGGUGCCGUCAAUCUUGGCCGCGGCGUAACGCUCAAGGGCACUGUUAUCAUCGUCGCGACAGAGGGCAGUACCAUCGACAUCCCCCCUGGAUCGAUCCUUGAGAACGUGGUUGUCCAGGGUAGCUUGCGCCUACUCGAACAUUAAAUUGGGAGCUUGUUUGGAUGUCGUACGGUUUUGUGGCAGACUGUCUCAGGGUUUUAACUUGUCACGACCUCUCGAGGUGCAUAAGAUGGACAGCCCAUAGGCAGACAUGUGAUGAGGUUUGAGAAUUGGAAUGUUUAUCCUAUGGUAUGGAAGAGAGGCGACGUCUCCGAAUUAGUAGAUAUGGGAGCCUGAUUGAAGCGUCAUAUUGAAUGAACGCUUACUGGGAGGGUAUGGAGGAUAAGGUACACUUUGAGUAUGUACGUACUUGGCAAAACAGCAUUAGCUUGAUACCUAUACAUAGGUACAGCACAUUUUUAAUUGAAAAGGACAAAUGACAAUUUCUCGACAAAUGAAGGGGUCUCGGGGAAAUGUGCCGGACAAGGUCGUCGACUCAUGUUGGGACACGCCACAUCAUCUAACUUAGCACAGUAGAUUAUUAGACAAAACCAGUCUUUGUAUUAUAGUAGUGGCGUUUCCUUGUAAAUGGGGCUGAUGGACAUAGUCGGUAGGCCUAUCCUCAUUUCGGACCAGAUCUUAACCUUAAAUCUUGUAAGGAGUACAUAGGUUUUUGCAAUUACGGUUUACCAGCCCCUUUGGCUUGUUCAGGCUUCAGGCGGACCAACGUCGUCGUUCAUCGGACGCAUGACGACGACGUUGAGGAUAGUCUGCUUCUGUGCUAAGUAUUUGUGAGGCACAGUCGUACUGGAAAAGUCUAUCCAUCCUGGCUGGGGUGGCAGGGUGGCUUACCUGCACUGUCGAACGUGCUGCAUACGGUCUGAGAGCAGGAUGAUGGUGUCAAAACACCAGGUUGUUUGAAAGUGAGACGCGGGGCGAAGGGUCUGUUUCGACCCAGGAGGAUCAUAGCACAAGACCGUUUACAACACUUUGCCUGUUUGCUAUCUCGAUUUGAGGCCUAUGACCUGUCGCAAACGCUAGCAAAGUGAAAUCAAAG